Molecule: messenger RNA, 439 nt
Organism: Paramecium sonneborni
Lineage: Eukaryota; Ciliophora; Oligohymenophorea; Peniculida; Parameciidae
Source: the annotation of a GenBank genome assembly
AUGAGGAAUAAAAAGAAUUAGGGUCUUGAUGAUCACUUAAUGUAUUCAAUUUUCUCUUAUUAAGAAUCAAUAAUCAUAACAAAUAAUUUUACUAAUCGUAUUUCCUUUCUAAUAAAAGUCUAAAGUUAGAUUGGAACACUAGGAAAGUUUCUAAGAUUAUUUAGCGUAAUUUAAAAGGCCUCAAAUUUUAACAAUGUUCUUCGAGUUAGUAUUAUUUAUUUUUAUUAUAUUAGUUAACAAAAAGAUAACUAUACUUGGUGCUCAAAUCUUAAAGGGAUAUUUUAAUAAUUAAAAAGGAAUAGAUCUAUAACCAUUAUUCAAAUAAAAAGGAGAUUAAAUCUUGGAAGAUAAAUUAAAAUACAUAUUAUAUGUGAUUAUUAUUAAUAUUUUACAAAUAUUUACUUAAUUUAAUAAUCCAAAAGAUCUGAUAAAGUUAUGA